This is a messenger RNA of Neodiprion virginianus, 1568 nucleotides long. RefSeq names its product low density lipoprotein receptor adapter protein 1-B-like. NCBI's taxonomy places the organism in Eukaryota, Metazoa, Arthropoda, Insecta, Hymenoptera, Diprionidae. The coding region runs from base 347 to 1279 and encodes 310 amino acids. The record is from RefSeq and is a predicted model, not a curated record. The transcript is spliced from 6 exons.
CUGAUGCGGUUGAAAAUCUGGAAAUGUUAUUUUCUCCGACAAUGUGAUUAAGCGUACGAAGCGAGGAUGGUGAAUGGGAACAGGAUAAAAAGUCGAGUUUGUCAAAGGAACAAUGGCCGCGUCUUGAUGCGAUCCAAAGUAUUGGACGAAGCCAUCUGGCGGCAGAAAUCGUGCGAUUCCAACCGAGUCGUCUUUGAUUGGAUAAAUUCACUUUUCAUCGUACAUUUGACGUUAUUCUGACUUGAUGCAAUGAAACGAUGAUUGGAAAGCUGGUGUAAGAUUUUCCAACCUCUUAUCUACCUGUAACUUAACCUAUAACGAUCAGCUGACGAGCUGAACAGACGCCAUGUUAGCCCAGCCACGCCCAUUUUACCGUCUGGAGCUGUGCGAGGAAUGGGCUCUCGCCAACAGCCGCGAGUGCGUCGAGGGGGGUGUCGGGGGCGGCGGGGGCCAGGAAGACGCCGAGGAUCCGGCGGAGGCCACGUUCUCUCUGAAAUACCUGGGAAGCACCCUCGUCGAGACGCCCUCCAGCGAGGAGGCCACCGCCGAGGCCAUCAAAACCAUCAUCACCAUGGCGAAAGCGAGUGGAAAAAAAUUGCAGAGGGUGUCCCUGGCGGUUAGCCUACGGGGAAUUCGCAUGACCGAUGUGGCAACGGAAGAGGAUCAGCUCCAGGUCUCGAUUUACAGGAUCUCUUACUGUUCGGCUGACGCGACCCACGAUCAUGUUUUCGCCUUCAUCGCGACAAACCUCAACGAGACAAUGGAGUGUCACGCUUUUCUAUGCCCUAAGAGGAAAAUGGCCCAGACUGUUACUCUCACGGUGGCUCAGGCCUUCAACACAGCGUAUCAGGCCUGGCAGCUGACUCAAGUCGAUCCUCGUAUUCACCAUACAACUGACAAGAGCCCUCCGAUGACCGACGAAAAUUGUAUUGAAUAUCACGACAAGAUCGUCAACGAGACGAAAAACAACGAGAAACACAACCGACAGAAUAACCAAAAUGUAAAACGUAACAACAUCAAUGAGACUCAGAAGAAUCUCCUGAUCGAUUUAUCGUCCGAUUCUAAGCCAAAGGAAAAUUCGUGGGUUUGCUUCGAGGAGGAAACGGGAGUGGACAAUAAAAACACGAGGAACAACAACUCGCCUACGAGCAUCCCGAUGUCGACGCUCAGAGCGACGCCGACGCCGACGCGGCUCGUCACUCCGCGACCUUCACCUUCGCCCUUGGCGGGGCAGAACGCCUGGGGCGAGUCCAGGUCGGUCGACUUGAUGUGCUCGUAGCCCUUAUAGCCCAGGGCCGACAACUUCCGCGACGUGCCCCUCAUCACCGGACUCUGGAAGCACCUUUCGGCCAGCGGUAUACCGAGGAACUUUUCCUCCUAAAUUCGAAACCUGAAACGUGCGCCGACCACGGUUAUCGCGGUCCUUGCGGUGAUCCUGCGGAGAUCCUGCACUGAGAAAAAUUUCAUUUGUUGGAGUAACUGGAUAUAUUCAGUCAAACAGGUAUCGUUAAAAAAAAAAACUGUUUGAAUAUUGUUGGUAUUACGAAAAACGAGGUACGCCUAACCAU